AUGCGUCUGCGGGUCGCGGAUUUUAAUCAACUGAAAUUAGUCCGGCAAAUAGGAUGUCGUCGUCGUUUUCCGUUCGGUGAUCUGUUUGGUGAAGGGUGGCACACACGUAGGUAGCGAAACACUGGAGCGAUUAUUAGAGCUUCCACAAUAUGAGUUAAAUGUUUGUUUAUAUGUUAAUCAUAUUAUGUACCAUGCAGACAUGUUUUUGCUGAUCAUGAAAUAUUGCCACAUCCGUGAAUCCUUGUUUUGGCGGAUGAAAAGUCAUGGAGUCCUUACUCUUCGUGGCGCCGCUCUGGUUUUCUUUUGUUAUUUCAAAAUGCGUCAGUUUCAUAAUUCCAUCACACCGUGCCAACAUCGCACGACAAUCAAUACAAGUGAAAAAGUAUGUGAACCGCCCUAGUAGCAAACUAUAUCGAGACGAUAUCUAUUAGAUAUCUAUUUUUCGAGAUACCUAUAUCGAGUAUAUAUCGAUUUUGUCCGCGGCCUAGAUAUCGAGACGAUAUCUAUUUUUCGAGAUACUACGAAAUCGGCGAUAGGGACAGGUUAGGGCACGCGCAUGCUGCGGUUCCUUGUUCUUAUACCCAUAUCUAAUUUUAUUAUUGUCUGUUCGCCUUAGUCAUUCCCAUCCCGGCUUACUAGGCCUGCUGUUGCUCACUUUAUAACGCGUUGAACGAGAAAAUUCACGUGGCUAUUGCAACCAAGGUAACCAGAUCGACCAAAAAGAACUAUUUUGAAGGCGUGUUAGAAGGGAAAAAGUUUAUUGGAUUAAAAAAUAAUUUAAAAAAGGUUUAUUACAUAGAAACAUCUUGCGUGGAUGAUGGUCCAUCACUCAUUGAACAUCCUGCUUGAACAUUUGCUUGACGAAGUCAUCUACAUUGUGCCCACCAAGGCAUGUGAGGUAGGACGUCUAAUGCAAGAGGGAGUUACAAAUAUGGUAGCAUACCAAUUGCUUUCGGAAGCUAUUGUCCAGUACUUGGUUUCGAAAGUCAUCGGCGUUCUCCUGUGGCUCCUAAAAAGGUAUACUGGUGUUAUUUUCCAUCACUUACUGGAAAGUCUCAUUUCCAUACCUCUUAAUACGACGUAUUCGUGUUCUCCGGGAUCCCUGCCUAAACAUAGUUAACAUGGAAGAGUAGCAAACAAGAGAUAUAAAUCAGUAAUGGAAAGUAAGUGCAAGGACUGUCAACUCACGCGUUCCACGCCGCUCACGCGAAAUAAUGGCGCGGCCGCGUGUGCGCGCAAUCGAUAGACGACUAAAGAACGGCAACCAAUGAAAUGUCAGAUUGCAUGAGCGAGGUGGCCAAUUACGUGAUAUCUCGAUAAAUCGCUAUUCACGUAUAUCGACUCGAUAUCUAUUGCUACUAGGGCGAAGACCGGACUUUUUAUGCAUCUGCUAACCGAGAUACAGUUAUAAUAAUUUGACUCAGUAAUUCGAUUACGGGCAUUAAAGGACUAUUUCCGAGGAAACGGUCGUACUCCACAACACAAACAGUAAGCCCUGUCCACCGUACGGUCCAACCUCGAUUUUUUUGUCCGGCCCCCACCCACUCAAAUAAAACUCCGCCCUGGGGGAUCUAUUAGAGUAUUUAUCCAAUUCCCUCGUUAUAUACGCACGUCAUGGAUCAGUUUUAAGUGCAUAUGCCGUACUCAUAUUUAAUGUGCUUUUUUAAUAAAGCCAGAGCGUUUUGCCUCUGAGUACUAUUCCAGUGUAUGCUACAGAUAGAACGUUUUUGAAAACGGUGCUUACUACCGCACAGACUGUUAAAGUUCACUUAUACGCGUGUUUGCCGCGCAGGUAACUGCGAGUAUUCGUAAAAAACCCUGCUUUGGUUUAGUUGACCUUGUAAACCUACGACAUUAUUGUAGAAGAUGUUUAUAAGCAUAUUUGCCGCACCCAUAAUCGCAGAGCUUGAAUAUCGCGUGAACUAUGCACGCACCUUGAUGGGCGUGCCCAGCUGUCCCUAAGCUUUUUUUGCAGCUUCGAAUUUAUCUGUGGUUGUACUGAGUGUAACAACGGAGAUUAGCCGUUUAGGGGCCUUUAUGCGCGUUCUUUCUAGUUGUGUUGAUGCCUGGGGUAGUCUAAACUGACAAAACGAUAGUUCUUUGUGUCGGUCUUCCUACACAGUUUUAAAAAGUGCACCCAUCUCACUUAUACUUGCGUGUUAGUCUACUUCGCUAUAGUAAUCGAAGAUGGUCGACCAUUAAAUGAAGGUCUUUAUUUAAUUGUGCUUUUUUGGCGACUAGUUUCAAAACAUAUGCCAUUGGUAUUACUGCUACAGUAGAUGCGAAGGUGUCUCUAAAGAACAAUACAGAGCCGUAUGUGUUGAUCUUGAGUACACAUGUAUAACAAUUGAACACCAAUGGCAUUGUCCCCGACUUUUUGGUCUGUUAUUCUUAACUUCACGUGGGCUUGGGAGUUUAGUUGCAUUACUUUUACGGCUUUAUACUGGGCCGGCCCAUCUUAUGAGAGAGUUAUCUAGAAACUCCUAUUCGGAGCUAUGUCGACAAGACUUCCAAUGUGUAACUUAGCGUUUUCCUGCCCAGCGCACUAAAUGGCUUUUGUUAGACUCUCCAAGUUUACGCAUUAUAUGGAAAUAUCGUUAGCACGACGACCUUGUAUAGAGUGCCGAGGAGAAAUAAAGCCUACAGAAAUCCUGGGGGGGGGGGGGCUUUAGAGGUCCGGACAGCAACUCCUUCGUGAAUUUUGAUGGAAUUGUCUUUCUCUUAUAGGACAACCAGCCAACAAUCUUGGGUCAAUUGUCAUUGGCAACGAUUGAGUUUUAAAAAUAAGGCAGGCAUCAGUGAAUGCUUAACAACCCUUUCCUCGUUUUUUGGUGAUUUAUCGGAGUUUGGUGCACCCAUAAGCGAUAGAUCCUUGUUUCCUCGCAUCUCUGCUUUAGUUGAUAUGUUGUAUCUUCCGUCCUCGGCGAAGCGGUCUCUUAUUUUGCCUUGAAGAUUUCCUUAACAAAAUACAUGAAAGAUGUUGAGCAGUUCCUAAUUUUUCUGCGGCUGAUUUUGAUUCCAGGUUUCUUGUUCUGGUAGGCAUCACUCAGUAUGGCGGAGUCCAUAAGAAUGAACAGGGUGGGGUCGAGAAUGGAACCCUGCUUCACACUGACACUACCACUGCUUCUGAGACUGUCCUGCCACCCGGUAGAAACGGUUUAUGGGAGUUUGUUCCGUAAGUAGAAAUAUAGUCAAUUCAAUACCACCUACGAAUAUCAAGUUUUUCGAGCAAUGCAGCAAGCAUUCUAUCACUGAUAAACGGCAGUCAGCAGUCUCCAGGAAGUCGGUAGUCUUCUGCCAUUUUUUGAUACCUGAAGUUCAAACUAGGUGCACCACUGAACACAGCAGAGGGACAGGAAUCAAAAUACUUGUUAGCAUUAUUGGGUUAACUGCGAGGUACAAGUGAAUACUGUUUAUCCUUGGUCACAAUUUGGAGCUCGCAACUACUUAUUACAGCGAAAAAAGGUCUGACGGGUCACGCCUAAAUGAUUAUGCUAAACAGAUGCAGAUUCUACCGCCGCGGCCACCUAACAAUGAAGCGAGGUCUCAGAGUUAGCUGCCGGAGGAAAUAUCCUUGUCUCCAGAGAGUGAAGGAAUCUUAUUUGACAGGGUUCUAGUGUUAAGAGUACCUGCGGAGUUUACUCCUCGUCUUAGACAGAGGUAACCAGAACCGUCUAGCGGUUAACAGCCAUCAGAAAAAAAGGAUCGAGGAGAGUUAUUGCACAGUUACUUUCGUAUGUCUGAAUCUUUCCGAUUUGCAGGUGUUGAGAAUAUUGCCGUUCCUGAAUUUUUACGGCAUUCAUCUAUGUCUGCACAGUUCCCACAAUAGCGAGGCCAGAUGCCCAUAUUGGUUGCAUCUUUGCUUUAGUCGGCACUCCGAGUUUUUCCUUAAUUUACCGCCCUUUGACACAGACACGGGAAGAGCAUGUGGACUUUAUCCUUGGCAUCUCCAGGACUCAUAAUUAACAGAUUUUGAGCCCAAAGAUGGUGACUACUUUAAGAAAAAACUACUCAAUAACUAAAACAAGAAUUUUAUUCGCCUAGUGUUUCGGUGUACCACUCGAAUCUACCCUCAGAUAAAGCCACAGUUAGGUAUGAUGAACGCACAUGAGAUUCAGUACAUAUAGCAUGCAGUUAUCAUGCGACCGCCUACUUAUCAUGAUUAGCAAUUCCCUUCAUCGCCGAUGCUUGCACCUUGUACGAGGAUUACUUUCUCGUCCUCAUCCAAGUUGUUUAUUGCGCACUUCCAUCACUGCCGUUGACUAUUGGGGGUGAUAGUUACUCUACGAUUUGGCACUUUGAUACUGUCGCCGGAAGCGAUUUUCGCCCGUGCGCUCCCCGCGUGGCUAAUUAAUCUGCCUAAGCAACGUCUCGGCACGAGAUACAGAGCAGGAGGGUCAUUGUGCUUGAUAAUAGACUGCGGAUUAGAGAACCGUGUCUCAAGCGGCUAGCAACUCACGCGGUUGUCAUACCUCACAAAAAUUUGGCCUGAUCGACCGUAAACAUAUGGCCGGGUCCCCUCGGAUGACCCGCGCUGAGAGCUGGCAUAAUUCCUCCCCACUACUACCGUAAGUCCAACCAUCCGCGUUCGAAGUUCUUUGUCCGUUUCUCCGACGUGGUUGCUUUGUCCGCUACUGACCUAGACCCUGUAAACAACGGCAUAUCUCUUGUCUCCACUGAUUAACGUCUUUUGCUUCAACCAUAGCUAAUCGAUGACCUUGUCAUUCAUUAUUUACUGCCUCUUGCACCCCGACCAGAUGAAAUUAUUGACGGACUCAUUGUUUUGGCAGCUUUCGGACUUAUUUCAGCGCUGAAUCAGUUGCCUAUCCGUUCACGUGGUUACAACCUACAGGCUGAUGUUGUAAACACUGUGUGCAUACUUAAUAAUUGGGCCACCAUGUCAAGCCUUUAAUGUUUAGGCCUUCGCCAGUUGAACUGAAGUUUUCUGUUACCUUGUGUUUUGGCUACCAGAAUCGCAUGUCCCGCCUUAUUCAUAUGUUUUGACCGGGUAUUGCAGACAGCCUUUUUUCAAAGCGAUUGCCCAGACCCGAUUUCUGCUGUCUCUUUCCUUCUAGGCGUCACGAUGAUGUCUUCAGCCCCUUUGACGUGCGCUUUCUGUCGCGGUAUUCCGAUUGCUGCGAGACGUCUUUUGUCGAUGGAGACUGGCCGCCGUAGGCACUCGAGAAUCCGAAACAAUAACCCCUCACCUACCGUCAUGUCGAAGUGUCCGCAACCGUCCUCUUCAAUUUUACAGUCCCUCCUACUGUCCCAGGAAGCAGAUGAUCUUAAUGCACCUGACCCAACGAGAUAUUGCCAGGAUUUGGACGUGCGCUCUAGUGUUAGAAUACUCGAAUCCUGGAUUGAACGGCUAGAUAUUGAUAAGCAGCGACCAGCACUCCAGGAAUCUGGCAAUCUUGCAUGCCUGGUCCCAAAGUAAGUAAAACAUGGUGCUUUUAUAGAAUUAUCAUCUAGUAUUCUACAUUGUCCGUUAAGAAGUUGUGUGCGACACCAGGCAAUAUUUUUUUAAAAUAACUUAGUACCGGUGAUGAGCUUUAGUGUCUUUCAGUUUGCCUGUCGCCCUAUGCUGUAUUUGUUUAAUAAUGAUUGAGACGUUGAGCAGGCCCAGAUAUUAGUAGGCGUCAUUCUGUAUCUCGUCUGCUGUAUCUUGAUCUUUUCACUCAUGCAAUUUUCCCCUGAAUCAAAACUGGACUGCAUAGAAAUUACAGUUAGAGCAGUCAGAUUAUGGUGUCUGUAGUACGGCUAGUGUCCGUAAAUAAUCCUCAUUUGGCUUAGUUUGCUUGGUUAUUUUGUUAUUUUCUCUUGUGAAAGAGAUUUUUUGCAUCCAAAUUCACCUGCCGAUCAUGGGAACGUUGGUAGAUUGUUCAAAGUCGAGAGAUUGUAUUUUUGGCUUAGACGUAUGAAAUUUUUUGCGGAAUGACCGCCAGCUGUGCUAUUCAUGACCCCUAUGUCCAGUCUCACUUUAGCACCGAGCUGAGAUCGCCAAAAUCGCGCAACCCAACGAACUUGUACGCAGAACGACUGCUAGUGCCGCAGGCGAAAGUUGUAUUUUUUUCCUUUGUAUAAAAGCCCCUCAAUUCUUCCUUAUUUUCUUCAAUUUUGAUAGUAAUCCUUGUCUUCAAAAACUGGUGCAGCUUGGCGCCGACCUAUCACGGAUGGAAAGUGUUCCGGGUGUUGCGAAUAUGCUUGUAAAAGCAGACUUUGAUAAGAUGAUUGCACCAAAACUGUGGAUUCUCGCCGAUCGCGGAUUCGACCUUUCGCAGAUCGCUCAAAUUAUAAGUGUGUUUCCGAAGAUAUUGAAGGUAUAUACUUUUGUCUAUAUCGGUCCGUUCUAGACGGGUACUUAGUUGUCUGACGAGGAGUUGAAAUCUCGAAUUUCAUACUUUACUAAACGAGGGUUUACUCAGGAGCAGGUGGCUUCCUUUCUGACCGACAAACCUCUAAUAUUAUCACUGGAAAGUGUUGAAGUGGACCGCAAACUAGGUGCCGUUGUCGACGUUUUCCGCUUUAAAGGUUUGUUUGUCUCUCUGCCUACUUUACGGCUAUCGGUUUUAGAUUCAGAGAUCCGCGCCGUUAUAAUCGGAGCCAGUGAAUGCAUAUUACAACCCCUGUUAAAUACGAAGGUUUGUGAAGUUAUUGUUAGAAGACUGUGAGGCUGUGUGAUUUAGUUCUAAUCCUUGAACCUGCUUUUGCACCGGUCCUUUUCCUACCUCACUGAGCAUUAGAAUUGCAUCCAGUUUUCCCAGUCCUCAUUCAUCUGCCCCAAACCGCCCCGUUCGGCGCAUUUGUCCUUUUUUGCAUCUGUAAUUCGAAACUAGAAUUAGAAUGACUUAUUGCUUUCCUGGUAAACGGCAGUCGGGUUCAACCCAUCCGAAAGCGCAUACGAACUACAGGGAUUAAGCAGGGUAGCCUCUUGAGCCAGGGCCAGCCUCGCGGUCAAUUGAAGGUAAUGAGUGCUUUUUAAACAUAUCCUCCUAGAACCCGAUUCUUCCCGCAGUUUAGCCCCUUAUACACAGGACUUGGCCGAUGCUCAAUUCGUAAAUUCACGUAAUCAAGGGGGCAUUUGUUUACAUACCUUCUACUUACACUCCUCGUGUGCUUUGGUAGCCUAGUCCUGACCCCCCAUCCAGAAGCAUUUGGGUGAUACAUUGCGUCCUCAUAUGGCCUGCGCCUAUGUUGCGGUAGCGGCUACAUCGUUCCAUGAAAUGCGCCGAUCGGGCCGCAUCGAAGCUGUUGGGGACCGUAGUCAUUGCCCCUCACAUGUAUGACACGCGUUUGGCGGAGCCUUACAGCACGUCGACCGCCUAAGUCAGCCUGACUUAGGCAUGUCACUGUUGUAUAGGGGAGAAAGAGAAAGUGGUGCCGAUGCCGAGGUAUCCAUCCUCAUGACAAUCCAGCAUUGAAAGUCUGGCGCUCUUGAAACUGUCGCGACACGAUAAAAGUCUUGGCUCGGAAGGUUAGCAUCCGAUCAACUCAGUCCUCGGGACUGAGUUGGUCCAACCACAAUGGCUCUUGAGUAUGGUCCUUAUUGAUCCUUCAUUUGAGUGGAAUACGGAGUUCCUCCUCUGAAUGAUUCACCAUAUUGACAGCGCAGACACUAGGUAAAGACCUGGACGCGCGUGUUUCGCUGAUUUUAUGACGCAGCUGCGAAGAGUUCGGCUCAUCAAUGGGUCCACCAGCGUGCUUCGUGUGCUUUCUGGUAUAUACUCAAGUUUUGAAUGUUUGGCUUUUUUAUUUCUCAAGAGCCAAGGCUCAAAUUUGGGGCAAAUCCUUCGGAACAAACCUAUUCCGGCUCGGUCCGAAAUUUGAUAUAAAUAUUCGAGUUAAAACCUGCCAGCUUCAGCGAAAUAACCGCGUAAUAUCCACACAUCAACAACAGUAAGUAGUUGCAAAUGUUAAAUGAUUCACCACACAGAUACUGGCUAAGAGCCCAGACACGUGUUUCGCGGCUUUUCUGUCUGGUUCGUGUAUUUCUUGAGGACCGGCUCAUGCCUGGCACGCGUAGAUGGACUACUAAGGCAGACGGGACUAAGAAUGGGCAUAUGAGCCCGGUCCAACGCGUGCACUUAACCAUCACCUCCUGCCCUUGUCGCGUCGUCGAACUCAACGAACAAACUCUUGAUUUUAACCCACUUUUCUGUUUUUUUUUCAAUCCAUUUACUCUGCCAAAUUGCAAUUCUGAAACAGUUUGUGUCAAAUUUCAGGAUGUGUUCGUCGUAAUGACGAAGAUGCUGGGCUUCUCCCUUCCCACUACACGAGAAAUGAUUGUUGCGUGUCCCAAACUCAUUACUACUAGUAAGUGAUUUUUGAUUCUUCUGCCCUCUGUUCGACUCGGUGUCGACAGCACUGAAACACACACUGUCAGAAGGAAGGACACUGCUUGAAUAGCCCCGUUGUAAAUAACGAUUCUCGACUAGGAUUAAAGGCGAAAUUGUCUCGUCCAUCUGAUUUAGGACCAAGCGCGUGCACGACACGGAGAUGACACACGCCAUGUUUCGCCAACUCAUGCUGUCCGUCCUCGUUGAGGACGACCUACUAGUUUCGUUCCCGUGUCAGCAAACCCAGCUGAAUGCCUCACGUUUGUCCUUAGUACUGGGCCACUGCAAAAGCUGAUAGUCUAGGGUACGAAAGAUACCAUCGUAAAAAGUCUUAUAUUUGAUUGUCUGCUCUUAUGUCUACUGUUAUUGACUUUGCGCAACCAGGGCAGAUUGGGCAUAAAUUGAAGACACUAGCUAACCACAUUUGUCCCCCCCUUCACCGACUCGAGACCACUGGAAUUUACACGUUUGCUUUAACAUUUUUACCAGAUGCUAAGCUGGGAUUAUUCAUGAGGAUUGAGUUAAUUAGGUGAAAGUGGUUUCCCAAUCACUUAUUUUCCGAAAUUUCCUUUCCACAUAGUUUGAAGGGAUUCCUAAUUAGUGCGUGCUCUUAACCUCUUCCAGGUCGUCGUGUUCUGUGCGAAAACUUUUAUCACCUCAACUCUCGUCUUGACCUUCCUCUGGAUGUGAUCGCCAAAUCUCCCAAAGCUCUCACCUCCUGCCCACGCAUCCUCGCCGAAAGAACUAACUUCCUGGUUCACUGCAAGCUCUUUCAACCGGAUGGAAGCAAGUAGGUUAACCUACUUAACCCUCCCUUCCCUCUAUCUUGUUAUUUUAUGUUUCUGUCCAGUUUAACUCCUGCCCCAACGCUCCGAGGGUAAUUAGCCUGAUCACAACGACAGUUUAACUGCAUUGUCACAUAGAAAUCGCUUCCGGCUAUUGAGAAAAGGCUUUGUAGCCGCUGCCGAUCUGUCGUUGGCUCAUAAGAGAGCAAUGGCAAAACGUACGACCUGCCACAACUGCCACCUCAUGGAGUAUGUCUGAAAAUAAUAUUGGGCUCGUGGAACCUACGCGCCACGCAUCCCUGGUGUUAACCAGUACCGUAUACGCGGCAUGAAAAUCCAGAUCAAAGUCCAAGUCUGCAUAGAUUGGGUAAUAGUUAUCAGAUUUUUCGAAUUCGUUUUUUGGACAAUAGCCAAGGCUAAGAAGGAAGGUUGCAUACAGGACCUGAAUUGUCGAAUUCAUUCCUCCGCAUGGAAGCCGAAAGAGAGGAGAUUGUGGCUCUCGUCCAUACGGGUUUUUCGGCUGCGGACAUUGUGACGGACGCUACUGGUAGUCUUCUGAGUUCCAUGCUUCAGAGUAAAAAAUAAACGACUUAAAAACGGCCUCGAGAUAGGAAGCGAAAAGAUCUUGACGAAUUUGAAGAACAAGAUGUUAGUCUGUGACCGUGAAUAUUUAAUCCAUCGAUACCGUCUGUGACAGCAAUCCUGACAGGCACAUCAUCAACGUCAGAGUAAAGGAUGUUCCAGAGGUGUGAGAAUCAUAGACAAAGCCAAGUGCACAUUUUGACGGACGAUGUUGGACACUGUGGCCUCAAGAUAUCUGGAAAAGAAUGUUUCGGAUGGAGGCCAAAGAGUACGUGAGCCCCCCUUCCUCGCCUGAACCCAGCAAAGCUGUGCGGAUCUGUCGGUGGUGACCAUGCAAGAUGGGACCUAAACUGCUGUGCGAAAGAGGUGUAACCACCCAACUUCUAGGUCGUCACCCUGUGUACCAUUCAAUCUGAGCUUCUUUUCAGAAUAUGACUUGCAAGGCCCGGUGCUUAAAGCUUCGGUCAUGUUCGACUUUCGGUUCGAAGUUGAGGCCGGGAAGAGUCCGAGGUGGAAUAGUCGAUCGAGGAGUUGUAAAUGCCCGUACCCUACGUUUUAUUGAUCAAUCUUCUCUCCAGCAUAUAUUAUUAUCUGCCUAUUUCGUUUUAAUUCGCCUACGGUUGCAUCUCUGAGUUCGGGAACUUGGCGCCUAUCUUUCGCGUACUGAAGAUUCGUGAAGGCAACUCUAACCGUACCAUAGUGGACCCUUACCAGGGAGUUGGCCUGGUUGAGAGUUAUACACCUGUGAAUUUGACUAGUCUUUAACGUUACGACUGUCACUGUUGUAAUCACAAGGAAUUUGUCGUGUCAACACUCCAGGAUAACCGGCGCCGUUAGAUAGAAAGAGCGGAUACCGUCCGAUCUACACUCAUUAGGCCCACUUUUGCGAUAUCUGUCGCUGGAGCAUAAACCAAGUCUUUUAAACCAGUCAGUUGCUACUUCCUUGUCCAUAUGAGACGUAGUUUCCUCCUUCACUGACUUGUGAAGUCUUCUGCUAUCAUUCCUCCCUGCAAAAAGUUCUGAUUUAAUAGUGAAUCUGCGAAGUACCAAGGCUUACUGAAAAAUAAAUUUUCUGUUAAAAUAUCCAAGUCCUAUGCCGACGCAUUGGUUCCACGUGACGCUCAAAGGUAGAGAAAUCUGGUCGUACCUGACGAAAGGACGUUCGGUUGUUUUUCUAAAAACCAAAAAACCCUUCGUAUGCGACCUGUCGGGGUUUUGGACUUUUGCCAGUGCUGGAGCAGUUCCUAUUUUUAUCAUUUUCGAGGGAAUAUAGGUUGUUAGUGGUAUAAGAGCGAGACCCGGUCUUAGCAACCAACAGCUGGUGGCCGCCUGCCUCACAGCUUUCAUGCAUUUAGAACUUAGCAUGUUCAGCAACUAUGCCAAAUUCUCGGAUUACUUGGUCGUUCAAAGGCAGCUGUCCAGUUAGGAGGAACGUAUCUUGCCGCAAAUUAGAUAAGCCGAGUCUUAUUGAGUUAAUUUUUGAACUGUAUGCCCUGCUGCUCCUCAUAUCCUCUUCUUCCUGGGCUUUGACCCUUACAUCAGUUUAUUUAGAAACCUGCAUAAUUAGUGUCUUAGUAUCUUUCAAAGUGAGCUUUGUUUCUAAAAACUAAAUACAUUGUCGACACUUAGAGCGUGGCUUUCUUUGAAACUUUCUUCUGUAUUUGUGCGCCAUGCUUGAAUUACGUCUGACGCUCCUAGUCUACAAUUGUUUAACGUUGUUUACUUUAUGCGCAAAGCUUUCAUUGAAUUUUGUCAUUUUAGGCCAUUGUACACGCCACUUGAUUCUGUUGUUGAUUGCGAUGACAAAACCUUCUGUCACCGUUUUGUUCAAUCUAAGGAGGACCUAUUUGACGCGUACUUGAAGACACUGUAA
Molecule: messenger RNA, 11576 nt
Organism: Spirometra erinaceieuropaei
Lineage: Eukaryota; Metazoa; Platyhelminthes; Cestoda; Diphyllobothriidea; Diphyllobothriidae
Source: the annotation of a GenBank genome assembly